AGCACUACUGAGAUUCCAAUCGUUGCAGCGGCUGCGCCUUCAGCAGCUAGCAGUAGUAGUUCCAGCGGAGAUUCCAGUGGUGGCGCCGACGUUCAUAGCGGCGACAUAACCUACUACACCGUUGGCCCAGGAGCAUGUGGUUAUGACGACAGUGGUGCGGACGAAACGAAGAACAUCGUGGCCAUCGCGGCCGAUGACUUUGGCCCGCUCACCAGUCUCGGCGUAAACCAACCUGCCAACCCUCUGUGCGACCAAACUAUUACCAUUAGCGCGAACGGCAAGACCACCACUGCCACCAUUCGUGACAAGUGCCCGGGCUGUGAUUUGGGUUCAAUUGAUGUGUCGUCAAAGACCUUCAUGGAACUCUUUGGCAGUCUUGAUGGCGGUCGCGAACCCGUCACAUGGUGGUACAACUAA
Molecule: messenger RNA, 417 nt
Organism: Pseudomassariella vexata
Lineage: Eukaryota; Fungi; Ascomycota; Sordariomycetes; Amphisphaeriales; Pseudomassariaceae
Product: RlpA-like double-psi beta-barrel-protein domain-containing protein-containing protein
Exons: 1
Source: RefSeq, a predicted model, not a curated record